Molecule: messenger RNA, 2703 nt
Organism: Melanotaenia boesemani (Boeseman's rainbowfish)
Lineage: Eukaryota; Metazoa; Chordata; Actinopteri; Atheriniformes; Melanotaeniidae
Gene: rph3aa
Product: rabphilin 3A homolog (mouse), a
Exons: 16
Coding region: 9-1850 (613 amino acids)
Biological process (GO): intracellular protein transport
Cellular component (GO): membrane
Molecular function (GO): small GTPase binding
Source: RefSeq, a predicted model, not a curated record
GCUGCUGGAUGGAUGCUGAGACGGUGCUGCUGGCCCUACACUCUGAAGCAGAUCUCAUCCUGACCACGCCACAUCCAUCCCAUCGCCUCAGGUGGACGAUGAACACGUCUGGCAGCGCCCUGGGGGAGGAGCUCACGGAUGAGGAGAAGGAGAUCAUCAACAGCGUGCUGGCCCGGGCCGCCAUGAUGGAGGCCAUGGAGCAGGAGAGGAUCGAGCGUCUCUCCAGUCGCCUGGAUAACAUCAAGAAGACAGCGUGUGGUGACGGAGAGUCGCGUUGUCUGCUGUGUGGGACGUCCUUUGGACCACAGGGGGUCACAGCUGUCCUCUGUGUGCAGUGUAAUAAACACAUGUGUAGUAAAUGUGGGGUUUGGAUGAACAGCAGGACGAGUCCGACGUGGCUGUGCCGGAUCUGCAGUGAGAAGCAAGAGGUGCAUAAACGCUCUGGAGCUUGGUUCUUCAAGGGAAGAGACCAACAGGGUCUUCCUGCCCCCCUGCCUCUGUCCAGGCCCCGUCAAUCCACCACAGAGAGCAGCUCUGAUCCAAGAGGCCACACUGGAUCGCAGGAAUCUCAAACAUAUAAUCAUGAGCCGCAGCAGUCCUGUGGAUCAGAACAAUGGGAGCAGACAGCAAGAACAACAGCUGACAGCUGUAAUGAGACUCAUUCUAGUCGGGCAGCUGUAAUGAACACAGAAAGACAUGUGUUGGCUUCUAAACCACCUCCAGCCAACACACAGCAGGCAGCCCCCACCCCAGGUCCUGCAGAAAAUGUGGAGAAUAGAAAUUCAGUUGGAGAGGAGAAAAGACAACCUGUUGUCUCCACCUCGGUUUCACUUCAUAAUCCUGCAGCCAGAUUUAACCCACCUGCAAACAGCUCCACCCCUCCAAAACCCCAACCAGAGCCAGCAGAGGACGAGGAUGACUACGACUCAGAUGAUGCCACUACUCUGGGAUCGUUGGAGUUCAGUCUGCUGUACGAGCAGGACAACCAUGCCCUGCACUGCUGCAUCGUUAAAGCCAAGGGUUUGAAGCCGAUGGACUCAAACGGACUUGCAGACCCAUAUGUGAAGCUGCACCUGUUACCUGGAGCCAGUAAGUCCAACAAGCUUCGCACAAAGACACUUAAAACCACCCUGAAUCCCGUGUGGAACGAGACUCUGGUUUACCACGGCAUCACCGAUGACGAAAUGGCACGCAAGACUCUCAGGCUGUCUGUAAGCGAUGAGGACAAGUUUGGACACAAUGAAUUUAUAGGAGAGACCCGAGUGGCCCUGAAGAAGCUGAAGUUUAACCAGAAGAAGAACUUCAACGUUUGUUUAGAGAGAGUGAUCCCGGUGAAGAAGGCUGUUGGGGGAUCAAUCCGUGGCAUGGCACUCUAUGAGGAUGAUCCCAAUGAAGGCGAGGACUCGGAGGAGAGGGGUCGGAUACUGAUUUCUCUCAUGUACAACAGUCAGCAGGGUCGUCUGAUAGUGGGCGUGGUCCGCGGCGCUCACCUGGCCGCCAUGGACUCCAAUGGAUACUCUGACCCUUUUGUCAAAAUAUGUCUGAAACCAGAUAUGGGAAAGAAAGCCAAAAACAAGACUCAGAUAAAAAAGAAGACCCUCAACCCAGAGUUUAAUGAGGAGUUCGCUUAUGAAAUAAAACAUGCCGAGCUCGCCAAGAAAACUCUUGACAUCUCGGUCUGGGACUACGACAUGGGGAAAUCCAAUGAUUUCAUUGGAGGGUGUCAGUUAGGCAUCCAGGCUAAAGGUGAGUGUUUGAAGCACUGGUACGAAUGCCUCAAGAACAAAGACAAGAAGAUAGAGCGCUGGCAUGUCCUGCUAAAUGACAACUCCGUCCAGUUUGAGGAUUAAGCCAUCUUCCCCACUCCUGUGGAUUUUCUUUUUGUCUCUGUGUCCCUUGUGGAAUAUUGUCCUCCAACCAGCGCAGAUUCGUCCUCUUGCUUUGAUGUAGUUUGUCCUUAAUGUGCAGUGUGAAAGCUACAUUUCCUGUGACAGCCAUGGAUGUUUAUCUCGGGGCUUUUUUUUUAUAAAAGUAAUCACACCAUAAACUGUGUUAUCUUAUAAAUAAACCUCUGAACUGAGUGAUUAUCAUAUCUAAUGGAUAAGAUUAAGUCAGUGUUAUUGCUGUAAUUCAGUCAGUAUGUUGUAAUGAGGUGUAAAUCUAUACUCAGACCAAACAGAGGGAAUUCCCAGUUUUUAACCCAUGGUGUCAUUCUGGUGGACACGUUGCAUGAAAGGGGAGAAAGAGGUCAACAUACCUGUCACAUCCGAUCAUGUGAUCAUGAGUAAAUGAUCAUAUAAAUCAGAUAAAAUGUCAAAGUCACAGACAUUAAUUCUCUUGUGUUAUUGUGCAACCUGCAUUAGUUCAAAUAUUAAAUAAUAUAUUGACAUUAUGUUAAAAAAAGUUUUUUUGUGGAUGUGAAAUGCUCCUACUGAAAAUAACAUGCUGUCUGCAGAACUUUUAAAGGCCCAAAAUACUUCUGCAUGGCAUUUCUUAUUAAACGAUUCAAGGUAAUCACGGAUUAAUCCAUGUAUUAAGUGGAUUAUUAAAAAAUAGCACAGAUCUAUUUAAAUGAUAUAUUUUAUUGCAAGAUUAAGUGUUUCCAGCUGCAAAUUCAUUAUUUCUCUCUGUGCUGCUGUUGAUGCAUGUCUGAACUCAUGUUUUGCAUAUAUGGCUGAUAAAUAAAGAUAUGCUGGUGCUUCA